UCUUGCUUUCGCUCCCGAGAGCGCACCGACUACACCGGCGUUCUGCAGCGCAUAUAAAACUAAACGACGAGCGCAACCCGCUUUUAGUAUUUAAUUCGUAUCGGUCAGAGUCCCAGCAUUGUUCAGCGGAACACUUUUAUUUUUCUCAACUAGCAAACCAGUAAACACAACAAACAUGAGCUCCGCCGAGUACUAUCCAUUCAAGUGCAAGCCCACCGUUUACCCCGCUGAUCCCUUUGACCCAAUCGAUGAUGCCGCCAUUCUGCGCAAGGCCAUGAAGGGCUUCGGCACCGACGAGAAGGCUAUCAUUGAGAUCUUGGCGCGUCGCGGCAUUGUUCAGCGUCUGGAAAUCGCCGAGGCUUUCAAGACUGCCUACGGCAAGGAUCUCGUUUCGAACCUGAAGUCCGAGCUGGGUGGCAAGUUCGAGGAUGUGAUUGUGGCUCUGAUGACACCACUGCCCCAAUUCUACGCCCAGGAGUUGCGCGAUGCUAUCGCUGGCUUGGGCACCGACGAGGAGGCCAUCAUUGAGAUUCUCUGCACUCUGUCCAACUAUGGCAUCAAGACGAUCGCCCAGUUCUACGAGCAGGGCUUCAACAAGUCCCUCGAGCAAGAUCUGAAGGGUGACACCAGUGGUCACUUCAAGCGUCUGUGCGUCUCGUUGGUCCAGGGUAACCGCGAUGAGAACCAGGGCGUGGAUGAGGCUGCUGCCGUUGCUGAUGCCCAGGCUCUGAUUGAUGCUGGUGAGGGACAGUGGGGCACUGAUGAGUCCGUCUUCAACUCGAUUCUGAUCACUCGCUCGUACCAGCAACUGCGCCAGAUCUUCCUCGAGUACGAGAACUUGACUGGCAAUGACAUUGAGAAGGCGAUCAAGCGUGAAUUCAGUGGAUCCGUCGAAAAGGGUUUCUUGGCUAUCGUCAAGUGCUGCAAGUCCAAGAUCGAUUACUUCUCUGAGCGUCUGCACGAUUCCAUGGCUGGAUUGGGCACCAAGGACAAGACGUUGAUUCGCAUCAUCGUCAGCCGCUCUGAGAUUGACUUGGGCGAUAUCAAGGAAGCAUUCCAAAACAAAUACGGCAAGAGCUUGGAGUCAUGGAUCAAGGAGGAUGCCAACUCUGAAAUUGGAUAUUUACUUGAGACUCUCGUUGCGUGGUAGAUGAGACCCGAGGUUAUCCAGAAAUAAUGUUGAUUAAACAACAAAUUGUGCAAUUGUAAAAUUCGAAAUUAAGUUGCAUUUUCGAGGAUAACAAAAACAAACAUACACUCUGAAAUUAUUUAUGUUGUGAUUUGCUAAUUUUCCAGUAGAUACUUACACUUGAAGUGCAGCUUCUAUUCCAUCAUAUAUUUACACCUUUUUGCUAUUUUUGCAAUAUUAUUUAUUAUAACGUCUUUUUUUUUGUAUACAUUUCCUGUAAAUUAUUUCACAUACAUAGUAUUUUUGUUUGUGCUUGCUAUUAUUAACAAAUAAAAAGUUUGCCAACGCCAAACGACGUUUGAUCAGUUUCAAGUUUGCUCGCAUCACAAAACA
Messenger RNA from Drosophila sulfurigaster albostrigata, 1522 nucleotides. RefSeq names its product annexin B9. The record is from RefSeq and is a predicted model, not a curated record. Gene Ontology annotation, molecular function: calcium ion binding; calcium-dependent phospholipid binding. Lineage: Eukaryota; Metazoa; Arthropoda; Insecta; Diptera; Drosophilidae. Gene Ontology annotation, cellular component: cytoplasm. The transcript is spliced from 5 exons. Bases 176 to 1150 code for a protein of 324 amino acids.